Messenger RNA from Danio aesculapii, 4574 nucleotides. RefSeq names its product cysteine-rich motor neuron 1 protein-like. The coding region runs from base 128 to 2725 and encodes 865 amino acids. NCBI's taxonomy places the organism in Eukaryota, Metazoa, Chordata, Actinopteri, Cypriniformes, Danionidae. Gene Ontology annotation, cellular component: extracellular region. The transcript has 15 exons. Gene Ontology annotation, molecular function: serine-type endopeptidase inhibitor activity; protein binding. The record is from RefSeq and is a predicted model, not a curated record.
GAUACAUAGAGCAGACCAUCAUAAUCUUCAUCAUCAUCAUCAUUACAAUCAUCAUCACAGACUGGAGUGUGAACUUUGAGCAGUUUUUACUUUAUUUAGGACUGAUCUGAGACUCCUGAACUCCGUCAUGAAGAGUCACCAGAGUUUGCUGCGCUUCUUCUGCGUCUUGUGUUUCUGUUUGUGCGCUCGGGCACUCGCAGCUCGGGAAUGCGCCCCAUGCGCGCUCCGCUCGUGUCCGCCGGCCAGCGCACUCGGAUGCGAUUCUGGCAGGGUUCUGCUGCGGGACCCGUGCGGGUGUUGUGAGCAGUGUUCCCGGCUGGAGCUGGAGCUGUGCGGGGGUCCGGACUGGACUUUGGGCUCCUGCGGAUCCGGACUGUCCUGCACCGCGCUCAACAGAAGCGGAGCGGCGCGCGCACCUGAGACAGGUGUAUGUAGAGCAGUGGACGAUGCUGCAGAUCUACUGGAGGUGAAUAUGGAGUUGUGUCCUGUGGUGAGCGGCUGUGAGCGUGUGGACGGACAGUGUGUGUGUGACUCCAGACGCUCCUGCACACACACAUACAGCCAUCCUGACAGAGACACCUGUGUGCGCACCUGGAGAACAGGCUCCCGUCGUCAUGACCACAGACACAGGGACAGGAUUGUUGGUCCUGCUGCCAGCCCGGCGUGUGUCUUUUCUGGCUGUAAUCUGACAGCUGACGGGUGUGUGUGUUCGUCUCAGAGCUGCUACGAUCACUUCAGCUUCUCCAACCGCAGCCAGUGCCAAAGAGCUGCAGUGUCCCCCAGGUGUGUGCACAACGGUCAGCAGUUCUCGGAGGGUGAGCUGUACCGUAUGGACCCGUGCUGGUUGUGUCAGUGUCGAGGAGGAGUCUCCUUCUGCUCUAAGGCUGAGUGUGCCGAGCUGGACUGCCAGAACUCCUACAUUCCUGAAGGAGAGUGCUGUCCCGUCUGCAUAGAUGUGCAGCUGCUGUCAGUGGAGAGCAGUAAGGCGAGCUGCUGGUUCAGUGAGCGUCUGCGAGCGCACGAGGAUCAGUGGAAGGAGGACGACUGCACCUUCUGUCAGUGUGUGGACGGAGAGACUCACUGCACCGCCAUGGCCUGCAAACAGAGCUGCCACAACCCCGUCCACAUCCCCGGAGAGUGCUGUCCCUUCUGUGAGGAGCCGUCAUAUGAGACUGUGAGUCCACUGCUCUGCCCACCGCUGCAGAACUGCUCUCUGUCUGAACACCACUGCCCAUACGGCUUCCAGCAAGACCCCAGCGGCUGUCUGCUCUGCCAGUGUGUCAACAAUGAAACCUGUCCUGAUGUGUCCCUGUACUGCUCUCUGGACUGUCCCAUGGGUUUCGAGAAGGACAGCUAUGGUUGUGAAUUGUAUGAAACCUGUCCUGAUGUGUCCCUGUACUGCUCUCUGGACUGUCCCAUGGGUUUCGAGAAGGACAGCUAUGGUUGUGAAUUGUGUGAGUGUAGUGUUUCUAUACCGAAGUGCCGACCCAUGACCUGCAGCAAGACGUGCCCGUAUGGAUUUGUCAGGAAUAAGCACGGCUGUGAGAUGUGCCGCUGCGUCAGGUGUCCUCCGUUCAGCUGUGAGAAAAUCUGCAGCGGCGGCUUCAAGAAGAGCAGGAAGGGCUGCAGCGUCUGUGAGUGUAAAGACUCAGAGGUGUUGGUCUCCAGCACCAGCUCCUCCAUCACCAGCGUCUCCUCGUCCUCCUUCAGCGGGUGUGUGUUAUCAGGCGGCCAGCGGCUCCAGGAUGGGGAGGUUUGGCAUGACGGCUGCCGGGACUGUUUCUGCCAUGCUGGACGAGAGAUGUGUGUGCUGAUCUCAUGUCCUGUGCCCGCAUGCGCAAACCCGGUGCUCCGAGAAAACUAUUGCUGCCCGGCCUGCGACGAGGAGUCAGGCAGUGGUCAGCCAGAGCCCGAGGACCUGCUGGUGUGUCGGUCUCCCGCCGGUCAGCUGUAUGUGGAGGGAGAGUCGUGGAGCCUGGACGCCUGCAGCCGCUGCACCUGCAGACGAGGACGAGUGCUGUGUGACUCUGAGAUCUGUCCACCGCUGCUCUGCCACACACCUGUCAGGAGCACAGACAGCUGCUGCUACACCUGCCCAGAGGAUGGUCUGGAGCUCCCGGUGGACGUCACUCAGCAUGAUUUCUGUGUGUCCAGCAGCGGUGAGGUUUUGCGGGCUGGAGACUCGUGGAAGGAGAACCCCUGCACCAGCUGCACAUGCAGGAACGCCAGUGUCCAGUGCUUCUCCCAGCGCUGUCCAUCCGUUCACUGCAGAGUCCCAGUGCUGCGCAAGGGCCAGUGCUGCCCUCAAUGCCUCGAUGUCAGCUCUACUACAGCUCCAGUGUUUGUGUCGAGCGCAGGAGCUGAACAGCAGACCACUGAGAGCUCCUGGACUACAGCAACACUGAUCAGUGCCACAGAUCCGGCACAGGCUGCCCCGGGUCAGAUGGAGACGUGGUUCAUCUAUCAGUCUGCAGCCUGGAUUCUGUCCGGGAUCCUGCUGGCGCUGCUGGUCUUCAUGAUCGCCGUGAUCCUGCUCAACAGGAGGAAAAGCUGCGUCCAGAUGUCCUGCUACAGCGCACCCAAAAAGACGGUGAUCCUGAAGAAGCAUGUGAACAUGAACUCGGUGGUGUACAUGGAGCCGUCGAGAGAGAACUCUUUCCAGAGCGAGUCGGAGCGUUUCUCCAUCCCUCGAGCCAAACUGGCCAACACAAAUGUCCAGCGCUAAACCCUGAGCGGAUCAACCAGUGCUUUAUUCAGUGUCGUCUCACUCCACGGCGGAGAAAACCAGCAAACGCUCAGAACAGCAGCGCUGAUCAGCACCAGAGCUGGACCUCAGUCUCCACAGGCCUUACAGGACAGUCUGACCACCUGUACAUUACUGUUAGAGACGCACAGGAAACACACACUGACUACACAACGCCAGCCUGCAGCCCAGACACAUCCUACAGUCAUGUAGAGGAAAUACUCGUGUUUAUGAACCAUAUUAAAGUCUGUUAUACUGUAAAUGUAUAAUAGUAUUUACAUUUCUUUGUUAAUGAAUGCUCCAGCAUACUCUAGUAUUAACUAUAGCCAACUGGUGUGAUGAAUACUGUAGUGUACAUUCGUUUUUACUACAGUAAACUGUCACAAUAGAUCAAUUACUGUGGUUGUUCUGUUUCCAUAGCAACUAUAGAAUCGCCACAACAGAUCAUUUAUUAUAUUUGUUGUGUUACCAUAGCAACUGUAGAAUCACCAUGACAGAUUAAUUAUUAUAGUUGUUGUUAGCAUAGCAACUGUAGAAUUACAACAUAUCAAUUUCUAAAGUUACUGUUACCAUAGCAACUGUAGAAUCGCCACAACAGAUCAGUUACUUUUGUUGUUACCAUAGAAACUAGAAUCGCUGCAAUAGAUCAGUUACUUUUGUUGUUACCAUAGCAACCGUUGAAUCACAAUAACAGAUCAAUUAUUGAAGUUGUUACCAUAGCAACUGUAGAAUUACAACAUAUCAAUUUCCAAAGUUACAUAGCAACUGUAGAAUCGCCACAACAGAUUUCUAAAGUUACAUAGCAACUGUAGAAUCGCCACAACAGAUCAGUUACUUUUGUUGUUACCAUAGCAACUGUUGAAUCGCCAUAACAGAUCAAUUACUGAAGUUUUUGUGUUACCAUAGCAACUGCCGAAUCGCCAUAACAGAUCAAUUACAAAAGUUGUUGUGUUACCAUAUCAACUGUAGAACCACCACAACAGAUCAAUUAAAGCUGGUGUGUUACCAUAGCAACUGUAAAAUUGCCACAACAGAUCAAUUACUGUAAUUGUUGUUACCAUAGCAACUGUAGAAUCACUACAACAGAUCAGUUACAAUAGUUGUUACCAUAGCAACUGUAGAAUCGCCACAACAGAUCAAUUACUGUAAUUGUUACCAUAGCAACUGUAGAAUCGCUACAACAGAUCAAUUACUGUUGUUGUUACCAUAGCAACUGUUGAAUCGCCACAACAGAUCAAUUACUGUAGCUGUUGUUACAAUAGCAACUGUAGAAUCGCCACAACAGAUCAAUUACUAUGGUUGUUGUGUUUCCAUAGCAACAAUAGAAUCGCCUCAACAGGUCAAUAACUUAAGUUAUUGUUACCAUAGCAACUGUAAAGUCACCACAACAGAUCAGUUACAAAUUUUUUUAGGUAUACCAUAUUACUAUAGUUGUGUUACUUUAGACACUAUAUACUCACCUUAACUUUUGAAUUGAAGUACUUUACUAGUACUCUUUGUUAGUAUGGUUCAAAACACUACAGUAUUUACUAUGAAUGACUAGUAUGUUUUUCCACAUGAGAUUCCUCCAGAGUAAAGCCGUUUACAUAUAAAGCAUUAUACACUCUAUUCUUAACUCUUUCCCUGUCAGUGUUUUUUUAUAAGAAUUAAUAAUAAUAAUGUUGCAUCUCCGGCAGCAUUUUGCAUGAUUUUCGCCUAAAUUUGUCUGCCCUCAGAAAAUGUUUUGCUAUGAAUAUAUUUUAUAUAUCACAACUUUUAAACAAAACAAAAGCUUGUUUUUCCUGUUUAAUCUUUUGAAUGUAGAUGACUUUGAACCAAAAAUACAACCAUU